Messenger RNA from Sardina pilchardus (European sardine), 2291 nucleotides. RefSeq names its product tripartite motif-containing protein 16-like. The coding region runs from base 105 to 1754 and encodes 549 amino acids. The record is from RefSeq and is a predicted model, not a curated record. NCBI's taxonomy places the organism in Eukaryota, Metazoa, Chordata, Actinopteri, Clupeiformes, Clupeidae. Gene Ontology annotation, molecular function: protein binding; zinc ion binding. The transcript has 6 exons.
AGGAAGAUGAAGGAAGUUUCGCCCUCGUAGCCUGGAGCGCACUCGCACCGAUUUCAGUCCAAACGGCUUAAGUGAAAACGAAGUUAUACAGCAGAAACAUAAUAAUGGCUGGCGCGUUCCCAAGUAACCAGGACCUUUUUACAUGCCCGAUUUGUCUUGACCUACUGCAAGUCCCCGUGACUCUUCACUGUGGACAUAGUUACUGUAUGGACUGCAUUAAGGGCUGCUGGGAUCAGGAAGAUCAGAAGAGAGUUUACAGCUGUCCACAGUGCAGACAGACUUUCACUCCAAGACCUGUUUUAAACAAAAAUAAUAUAUUUGCUGAGCUUGUGGAGCAGAUAAGGAAGACCGGAGUCCAACCUGUAGCGCGUGCCUCUAAUGUGUAUGUUCAACCGGAGUGUGACGUCUGCACUGGGGGAAAACUUAAAGCUGUGAAGUCCUGUCUGGAGUGUUUGGUGUAUUACUGUCAAACUCACUAUGAAGCUCACAAUGAACUUCAUCCUGGACAAGAACACAAGGUGGUUGAUGUCACGGAUCAGCUCCAGGAGAGGAUCUGCUCCCAACACGGGAAGCCAGUGGAGGUGUUUUGUCGUAGAGAUCAGAGUUGUGUUUGUUUGCUUUGCUUGAUGGACGAACACAAAGGUCAUGACACUGUGACAGCCACUGCAGAGAGAAGUGAGAAACAGAAACAGCUGGGGGAGACAAAGAGGAAAUUCCAGCAAAGAAUCAAGGAGAGAGAGAAUGAGUUGCAGGAGCUGAAGAAGGCUGUGGAGACUCUCAAGAGUUCUGCACAGACAGCAGUGGAGGACAGUGAUAGGAUCUUUACUGAAAUGAUCCACACCAUUGAGAGGAGGCGCGCUGAGGUGACAGACCUGAUCAGAGGUCAGGAGAAGGCUGAGGUGAGUCGGGCUGAAGAACUCCUGAGGCAACUGGAGCAGGAGAUUGCUGCACUGAAGAGGAGAGAUGCUGAGCUGAAGCAGCUUUCACUCACAGAUGAUCACAUUCAUUUCCUCAAGACCUUCCAGUCAGUCAGCGAACUACCUAAAUCUAAAGACUUGCCCUGCAUUUCUAUCAACAAAAGCCUCUCUUUUGAGGCUGUGAAGAGGUCUGUUUCCACACUACAGGAGCAGCUGGAGGAUUUCUGCAAGCUGGAAGCCAUGGCGAUUUCUGCAGCUGUAACUGAAGUCCAGGCUAUUUUGCCUUCUGAACCAACAACCAGAGAGGAUUUCCUACAAUAUUCAUGUCACUUCACACUGGAUUCAAACACAGCACACAGACAACUUCAUCUGUCCGAGGGGAACAGGAGGGCGGAAUACAAAAUUGAGCUCCAGUCAUACCCUGAUCAUCCAGAGAGAUUUGAUGACUGGUGGCAGGUACUGUGUAGAGAGGGUGUAUCUGGAUGCUGUUACUGGGAGAUUGAGUGGAGCGGGUUGGUUUAUAUAGCAGUCUCGUAUAAAAACAUCAGCAGGAAAGGGGGCAAUGAUAAUAGUUUCUUUGGAAGUAAUGACCAGUCCUGGAGGCUGAGACUGUCCAGCUCCAGCUUUUCUUUGUGCCACAAAAAUAAAGAGAUUGACCUCUCCCUAGUGGUCAGCUCCAACAGAAUAGGCGUAUAUGUGGAUUACAGGGCAGGAAUCCUGUCCUUCUACAGCAUCUCUGACACGAUGACCCUCCUGCACAGAGUCCAGACCACAUUCACUCACACUCUUUACCCUGGGUUUUGGUUAGAUGCUGGAUCAUCAGUGAAGCUGGUGUGACUCAGAUAUAGAGGUUGGUAGCACGUACCUGUCAUUUCCUGCCUAUUAACUCAGGUGCAUAUGUUGCUUAUGCUAAAUUUCUUCAGCUAUGGGGUUAAUACGCUACACAAGGGUGGGCUCUACAUGGGAAUUCUUUUAUUUUCUUCAUGCUUCUUUAUAAUUAAAGCACCAUCUGAUUCGGAGUAAUUGCGCUAUUGGGUAAUAAUGGGAAAAAAUGUACCUAACAGGGUUAAAGUGGCAAAUUUAGGCUUACUCCUUCAAAGCUUCCAUUGAGGAUGCUAUCAUGUACAUGUACAAGUGGUACCUUCAUACAUUGUGAAUAAUGUGCUAUCUGUGUCUACAUAUGGAACUCAAAAGGGCAAAAGGGGUUUAAUAUGUAUGUUUACUUUUUCAAUUUAUGUAUGUUUAAUAUUACCAGACAAAGAACAAGUUUUGCCUUUGGAAGUAUGCUACUGCAAACAUGUUUACACUAUCGGAAGAGAUAUUGCAUCUCAAUGGGACCUUUGUGGUUAAAUAAAGGAUACAUAUGAACAAUAA